GAGUCUGACGUUUAAUUGUAGUUUAUUUAGUAGACGAUUGCUAAACAUUUGUAUAUCAAUUUGUUUUGAAAAUUUUAUUUCUUUCCUUUUAAUUUGCGUAAAGAUAAUAUGCGUUUUUCACAAUUCUGUUGACAUUUUUUUAGGUUGAUACUUCUGUAAAGUAUACAGUGCCGUCUUCAAAAAUUAAAUACCGUCAAAUGUGAAUCUCCUAAAAGUUUAUUUAUAUUUAUUGGUCCAUUAUACUUAAUACAUGAUUCAUGUAAUAUUCUGUAGCAAGGUUUAUUCUCAGUUUUUCGAGGAUGUUCAGAUAAUAUUUUUACAUUCUGUUUGAAGCUGUGUGUGUCAUAGUAUGAAUAUACAAUACAAUAAAAAUUAAGGUGUUUGUACUUUUUUUUAAUAUCUUGUGCAUAUAGAUUAGUGUCUAUUGGAAUAGAUUUUUGAAAAACCGAACUUUUUUAUUUAAUUUGUUUAUUCUCCAGACUCCACUUUUUUAUAUAAAUUGUUAAUCGAGCCGGAUCUGCAUUGUGAAUUGUAACAGCAAAGUGAAGUUUGUCAAAAAUGGCAAAGUAAUGUGAAUUGAUUUCAAGAAGAUUUCCAUAUGUAAAGGUUAUCUAUAGAAGAAGUAUGAAUGUCUGUUGAUAUGUCAAACAUUUCAGUUUAAUUGAAAGGUUAAAAUGUCAAAAUAAGAAUGUUUGUAUAAUUUAUUAAUUAUGACAGAUGGAGAUAAAUUAUUUGAAAAUAAAAUUGGAGAUGCUUGGGAUAAUUUUCACAAUUGGUUAUAUUGCAUAUGUGUUGUAACAUUUGAUCUGGAACUAGGACAAGCUCUCGAGAGUAUCUAUCCCAAACAUAUUAACCUUACAAAACAAGAAAUCUCAAAUGUAUGCUAUUUGGCAUUUCCCGAUUCCAAUUCUGGUUGUAUGGGAGAUACUAAUUUUAUUAUAAGACUUCAGAAUAAUCAAGGUUCAAAAAACCUUAGUAAUGAGCACCACAACUACAAUUCCAAGUGCCCUACUGCGUUGCAGGUAGAUGCCUCCUUCUAUUGGGGAUAUGUAUAUUUUCGACAAGUCAAGGAUAUUACUUUGCCAAGGGGAUAUUUUCAAAAAAGUGUUGUAAUUCUUUCUUUUCUUCCAUUCAACAACCUAUUUAGUAAAAUUUGUAGCUACAUUGCUCCUGAAUAUUUUGAAAAUGGAGAUAUUACUCUAGAAGCAGUAUGUUAUAAUAUUGAAAGAUGGCCGCCUCCACGACCUGGCUCUACAUUGAAUUUACCAUUGCUUGGCUCUGUUUUCCAGACAUAUAUUCCUUUGUCCACAUCAGCAAAUUCCACAUUGCCUUUACUCAGUGAACCUGGUGAUAAUCAAAUACAAACUAAUGUUGAAGAUUUGAAUUUAUUCGAGAUUCUUCAGCCAGUUUUAUCACAUAUCCAUCUAUUGUGGGAAUUGGUUAUUGUUUCUGAACCCAUAGUGGUAAUGGCAUCAUCUCCAACUCAUUGUUCUUCAAUGGUAUUGGCAUUAACAAGACUCAUCAGUCCCUUACAAUACUGUGGUGACUACCGCCCUUAUUUUACGAUACAUGACAGUGAAUUUAAACAAUUUACAAAUAAAAGUCAGGGACCACCCCCUGUUAUUCUUGGAGUUACUAAUCCGUUUUUUGGAAAAACGUUACAUCAUUGGCCACAUACAAUAAGACUUAGUGACGAUUUGGGACAAGCUCAGAAAUACAAACUUAAGAAAACAGCUCCAACAAAAAUGAUUGAUACUAGUCCUGGUGUGUUCACAGCUUACAAACCUUUAUUACAAAAAGAUAAAAACUUCAUCAAAAAAUUAUUAAGUGGAAUUAGCUCAAAACGGCCAUUUGAGGUGCAAUCUGCUCUGUUGAGGAGACAUUUAUUAGAACUAACUCAGAGUUUUAUGAUUCCUUUGGAGAGGUACAUUGCUAGUCUCAUGCCACUCCAGAAGAGUAUUCAUGCAUUUAAAGCACCGCCAUCACCUUUACCUUUCAACCCAGACUCAUUUUUUGCAACUUUGGAAUCCGCUGGACCUCAGUUAACUUUAAAUAAUACAGGAAUUAAAGGAGAUUGGGUGGCAUUAUACAAGAAAUUCUUCAGAUCUCCGAAUUUCACAGCCUGGUUCAAUGCUAGGUACAGUGAUUUAACUUUGAAAUUACAAGCUCUCCAGACUGAGGCCUUGUCAAAUGCUGAUUUGAAGUUGUGGGCUCAAGGUCGACCGGAAGUAGAAAUAGUAGACAUGGUCCUGAGAAUCCAAAAUAAUAUUAAAAAAUGUGAUCAACAUGUCAUACCUGUGAGUUUAGCCAUCAAAGAAAAACUCAAUCAUCGUUUAAAUGAGAUUGUAUCAGGACUUCCCGACGACUUGAAAAAUAUUCUACAUAUUUCAUGAUAUAUGCUGAAAAAAUCGAAACAAAUUUAUUUGUAUUAUUGUAGCAAAUUUUAUACGUUAUACAAGGUUGUGACGUAAUUGUUUCAUGUUAUGUCUUGAUUGCAAUAAUUUCUUAGUUACCUACAAUCUUUCAAAUAUUUAUACAGAUAAAAAUAUAUUUUUGUUACACUUGAAAGUACAGUUAGAUAUUUAAUUUUAUGAAUAAAUAUACAAGAAAAGUCGUCAGCAAAAACCUGUGUAGCGAAUAUGCAGGAAAAUAUUAGAAGAUUAGAAUGAGGGUAUGAAAGUUUAUUCACACCUUAUGAAAUGUACAGUAUUUCAAACCAAUCUGAUAACUAUUUUUUUUAUAAACUUUGAACUAUCUAGAAUUGGUGGCGCCCCCACGAAUAUGAUUUACAAUGUUUACAAUGAUAUGAUAAAACUUGAGGAGCAACUUGUUUAACUAUUGUUUGAAAUCCCGAACGAAUACCCAUCAAGGAGCACCGUCUGUGCCGAUACCAACUAGCUUUGACCAAUCAAUUCUGUUUUCUUCAAUAAAAUGUUUCAAAGUUAAAAAUACAUCUUCGCCGCGAGUAAUGAUCAAAGUAUUCCCAUUUUACAUUAUUGUCUUUUAUGUAAUGUAUAAAUAGCAACAAUUGCGAGCACGAAGCUACAUCAGUCGAAUCGUCUAAUUGCAGCGUUAACAUAAGACUUUCUUUAAUAUCAGAAAUUACAGUUUGUCACUACUCAUCUCUGCAAUACGACUUGGAACUGUUGUAUUGGAGUGUGAAAUCUGCUUUAUCUUGGCCACAUGUUGCUCGCCAAUUACAAGAGAUACUGCAUCAUAUAAGCAGAUAAUGAGAUCCUCUCCUAUAGUAUGAGAUUUUUUGUUCACAGCAAAGCGAUAAGAAAUAACACUAAACUUAUUUCAUGUUAUCAAUUAAAAUCCACAAUAACAAAGAAAUACUUACCAAAAAACUAAAUUAAAAUAUUAAGGUUUAAAUGAAAUCACUUCACUAAUUCAACGAUACAAUUCAAAUGCGCACGUUGUCUGGCUGAUAGCGGGCGGCAAGGAAAGGAGGUGCUCACUCGCACGAGCGGCGAUGGCAGCGCGUAGUCGGCGCUCAGAUUUGUCAUUUUAAAAUUCGACGUUCGAGACAACAACUGACUCAUUGUUACCCUUCCGAAAUACAAGUUUUACCACCGCGGUGGUAAUUACCCACCGGUUAGGAAUCAAUGGUCUAGACCCUGUAAGAUUCCAACAGAAACCAUUGUAUUAGUAAAGAUAUUUUCAAAUUCAAUAGUUUCAGUUUUGUUCCUUAAAAAUUAUAUAUUUAAAAUAUGUUUUUUCUUUCUGUAUUUUUAAAUCAAAAGUAUAUAUAGCAUAAUAUUAACAGAUUUAAGUUAAUGCAAUCCAAAGAUCUACUGAACACACUGUUUAGUACCACUCCAAUUACACUGUCCUAUGCGUGUUUCGAUAAUUUCGAUUAUCGUUUUCAGAUAAUCGAGGUAGAUUGUUUGGGAAGUCGUUUUGAUCUUAUAGCCACUCUGCUCCUACACCUAGAAGGUAUUCUAUAUCUCGUUGUUCUGCCUCCAAUAGACUCGUCCAAACGGAGUCUAUUCUCCUGAGGUUUAUGUGUUUCACUUGUUAGCCUAUCAUCUUAAGGUGAUGUUUGACGUGGUAGUGAACUGUCAGAAGACCGACAAUCAGUUUCAUGUCAUUUCUGCUCAUUACGAGAAGUUUUUCAGACUUCUUAGUUGAUAUGGUUAUGAAUCUUUUAGAUUGUCUUGGGCCUGGAGUGUUUCUCCAGUGAGACUCCAUCUGAUUCUUCAGUCAUCCGUUCAGUUAAUUAUUGAUGUGGUGUUUUAUGAGGUCUUGGUAAAGCUCUAGUCCUAGGUAUGGAGUUGUUGUCUCUUUUUUGGCAAGGUCGACUGCUUCCUCAUUACCUAGUAUAUUCUGGUGUCUUGGUAGCCACAUUAGGGUUACUUUGUUUCUGUUAAGUAGUGCUUUUAGAGUUAGUUUACAUUUCCACACUAGUUUGGGCGUGCAUUCAGUAGCUUUCAGGACCUAGAGAGAAUGCGAAUGUGCUUUUUAGAGACGUUUCUAUCCAUUCAUUCCUGAGCACAUUUGUUUAUUGUUAGCAAUUUUACCUGAAAAAUGGUGAGUGGUUCUCCUAGUGGUAGGGGGAGCUUGCAUUUUGGUCCACAAAUGCUCAAUCUAACUCCUUGCGCUAGCUUCGAACCAUCUGUGUAUCACAGAGAUACAUUUCGAACGUUCGGAAGUUUUUUAUUGACCCAUGAUUGUCUGCCAUUAAUUACCGCUAAAUGUCUCUUUCUUCACUAUAAGGUGAAGGGGAGGCAGGUUUAGUAGUGCAUCUAAGACUGUUGUGUGACAGGUUGACAUUGUCCCUGUAAUACCACCCAGAUAGACCAUACUUUGAAUCUUGUUCAGAUUUUUCUGAGUUAUUUGUUUAGUUUUUGACCACCAAGCAAGCGGUGCGUAUUUGAUGAAGUGUUUCAUGACUGUUGGUAUAUUUAAUAUACUAUCUUAGACUUUAGUCCCCAUGUCUUGCCAACAAGCUUGCGUCAAGUCCAUUUAGCCGCAGUAACUUUUAACUCUUAUAUAUUUUACUUCAUCAGGUAUCAAUUUAGUCCCAUUAAAGAUAGAUGCGCUUAUAUUUGCGCACCAAAUUAAACAGUAAUUGGUUUUUGGAGACUGUAUCUUUGUUAUCCACACACAUCUCAUUCAGUAUAAUUAUUGGUGAAGUGAUAGAAAAUAGUGUGUUCAUCAGGGUGUUUCCAAAAAUUUCAACUCAACUGCAAAUCUGUUUAUACUUCUUAUAUAUUGUUGAAAAGUUGUUUUAUUGUAUUCGAGAGACUAUUACUUUGAACGAUGUUCUAUUCUGUUGAGUCUUCUUCUAUCUUAGUUUCAAAACGUUUGAGUCCAUCAUUCAGAGCAAUAUUUUUAUUGAUAACUCGUGUAUAUGAAAAGUGUCCAUUCCUUUGGUGCUGAUGAACAAUUGAAUCAGACGAAGUAUAUUUCGCUAAAUUUUUUUCAAAUUGAUGAAACUUUUUGAUAAAUACUAUUUUUCAGUACCGUCCAUUCAUUACUUGUUUGGAGAUAUUAAGAUGAAAUUGAUUAUGUAUGUUACAAUAGAAUAAUUCAGAUUUGCUCAUUCAAUUAAUUAUAUUUAGAUUUAUUACAUUUGAAUGAAAAUAUUUUGAACUAAAAUCCCGCUUGCCAAGAUAUUUUUUGACAUUGGAAGUUAAUUUUCAAUGUAAUACUAAAUUUGGUUUCAGAAAUGAAUGAACUAUUAUCUUACAGUUUUAUUCCUGUCGAUUGAACAAUUUUUUAUAAGUGUUUAAGCAUGUAUAUAAAUUAAAUAGUUUAUUUUGUAAUAAA
Messenger RNA from Diorhabda sublineata, 5775 nucleotides. RefSeq names its product protein DENND6A. The record is from RefSeq and is a predicted model, not a curated record. Lineage: Eukaryota; Metazoa; Arthropoda; Insecta; Coleoptera; Chrysomelidae. Gene Ontology annotation, molecular function: guanyl-nucleotide exchange factor activity. Gene Ontology annotation, cellular component: recycling endosome. Bases 711 to 2393 code for a protein of 560 amino acids. The transcript has 8 exons.